Molecule: messenger RNA, 3660 nt
Organism: Dujonia railenensis
Lineage: Eukaryota; Fungi; Ascomycota; Pichiomycetes; Serinales; Debaryomycetaceae
Source: the annotation of a GenBank genome assembly
AUGUCUACCCAAAUUAAAAGUAGAAGAAAGAGACCUAGUCUUGUAUGCUGCCACUGUAAAUCCAAAAAGAUCAAAUGUGAUAAAGGUAAUCCAUGUUCGCAAUGUGUGAAAUCAAAGCUAGCAGAUACUUGCUCCUACACGUCCCUGGAUGCCACUAGAAAUGACUACGAGCGUUUCAGGGUUGAUAAGCCGUAUCUUCAAAGUGCCAAAAACCCUAUUGAGAUAAAGAUCGGAAAGACUCAGAAGGAUCCACCGAAGAAAUCAUCAGCCAAGCACCUGAGUGAAUCCGUUGUCGUAGCCAAAUCUGAACUUCAAUUCUUGAAAGAGAGGUUGAUGCAGAUUGAAGAAACCUUAUCUAAAAGUAAAGGUUCUUCUUCAGAAGCAGAUUCAAAAUCGACCAGUCCAUCAGAAUUGGAGGCUGUACAACCCCAAGUAAACACUGCAAGAAUUCCCCAAAACUUCUACAACUUUCUGGCGGGAACUAAUGGUGGUAUGAACUAUAUUGGGCAACCUCCUCAACAGUAUUCACAAAGGAGCUUAAAUAUAGGUGGAUCUCCUCCUCCAACGAUGUUGCAAGGCGAUAGCAGAAGAAUGAGUGUUAGUGGAAUCACUCCGAGCUCCUCUAAUACUUUCCCAUCACCUCAUGACAUUCCAAGUACUCCAUAUAACGUGAAUAUUCAAUUGCCCCCCUUAAGGUGGCGCCAGCAGCAGCAACUUCAAGAGCAACUUCAAGAACAACAACAACAACAGCAACAACAGCAACAACGACCUCAGCCCCAACUACCACCGCAUCAGGCUCAACCUCCACCUAUAAUGCUUCCAAACUCAAAGAAUGGUCUGUAUCUGAGCUCUUCUUCAUAUUCUGCAUCUAUUCCGAAAGACAGCAACUCUGCGUCUUCAGCUACUUCAGCUUCCUCGGUGGGAUCGCCAUUUAUUCUAAAAGAGGCUGACACACCAAAUGGGAAUGGACAAAAAUAUAACCUUCAGGAUCUUUGUUUAGCAACGGAAUUGAGUAAAAUCAAGGGUAUCAAUCCGUACCUCAACACUGAUGAAAGGAUUAAUCUUUUCGAGAACUACACAUCAAUUCACGUAAAAGAUCCAUUUCGUCGUAUUACCUAUGGUCCUUUUGCUUGGUCUUCACUUAUGAAGCGUGACAAUGGAUUGAGAAUGCUUUGGGACUACAUGAUAAAGAAGAAAGAGAGUUCCAAAGAGAGUAAUGCAACAUUUGUUUUCGCAGAGCAGACUUCAGAGAUCACGCAAGUAAACACUGACGUAUUGGUAGGUGAAAGCAAAGAAGAGGGCCCAAAUGAUGUUGAAAAUGCAUUCCAUAGGCGUGCAUUGGAGCCAGAUGGAUUAGGUGACGUUCUACCAUAUAACAGUCUAUUAAAAUUACAAAAGGAAAAGCAGGAAGCAGAGGAAGAUAAACAAAAAGGUUCAAAAACAAGUAAGAACAUGGGAGAAACAACUGCAGCAGCUGCGCGAACAACUUCAUUACUACAACUUGGUUUGACUACAAAAGGUGGGAAAUUGGGUAGAGAAUUAGCGCUUAUUGAUAAAAUACAACUUAUACUUCCAAAAAAGAGGGUUAUUUGGAAGUUGUUGGAUAGAUAUUUUACUUGGUUGUACCCCUUCAUGCCCUUUUUAGAUCAUGAUUGUUUUAUGCAGAAUAUUCAUGAAAUUUUGGGACCCAGAAGCUAUGAAGAUGUUAACUCUGGGUUUAUAAGAAUAGAAAAAAGAUUGGAUUUAGGAUAUGUGGGCAUUCUUUUAGUUGUCUUAAGACUUGCUUACCUUUCACUCUUCUCUAACAAACUGUCUAUUAAUUCGGAAAAAUUGUUUGCAGAUGAUUCUUCAAUCAAGGCAGAAGAUAUGAAAUAUUUAUAUUCAAACCCGAUCAACAUUGAUGUUGUCGAAGUAGCACAGCUAUGCCUAGACCAAUUUCAAAUUUUUAGAAGCACUAGUAUGACCGUAUUACAGCUUGCAAUUUUCUUAAGAAUAUAUCACACUUAUGCUCCCGAGGAUGGUGAUGGAGCUGAUGGAGGCGAUUCUCAGGUUUUCGGAGCUAUGUUAAUUCAGAUGGCUUAUAGUUUAGGAUUACAUAGGGAACCCGAUAAUUUUCCCGACGUUUGCAAUAACCCUAAGAUAAAUCAUCUUGGAAGAAAGAUAUUCCAUUUUCUUUGUAUCAUGGAUAUACACCAAUCUUUUACAUUCGGAAAUCCAUUGUCUAUUGAUUUGAGUUUUUAUGACGUGAAAUUACCAUUCUUCGAUAAAGACGCAUCUAACAUUCCCAAUACUAGUUUUGAUAAGAUUGUUACGGAACAACUAGCAAAAUGUUGGUCUAUGUACAGCAUUAUUCCUAUUUUGCAUAAAUUAUUGAAUGCUAAAGAUGGUUGCAACGUAUCCGAGGUAUGUCAGCAAUUGGAAGUUUUUGAAAUCGAUAUGAUUAGUCUUCAUGGAACGGUAAGGGACUGCUUUGACGAACCUUUGGCUUCAGAUACCCAACCUCAAAUUUAUUUGAGAAAUUACAUGACUAAGUUCUACUUAUCCAUAAAUGCUUUUUUCAUGACGGUAUACUUCCAUUUCUACUUAUAUUAUGAACCAAAGUCUGAAGAUCUUUCGUUUUAUUACCUUAAAAAGAUGUUACUCAUUACUACUGGUGAAACUAUGCCUCAUUAUUUCGACCUUUUGGGAAACAAGGAAUAUAUUUGUGAUAUGAUCAUUAAUCCUACUCUUGAGCAAUUUAUUCACAAGGCAAAUCAGUUGAAUAUAGCACUCCUUGUUAGGGUUAAUUUCAUACUCUAUCAUUAUUCUCGUCAAAAAGAUCAUAUGCAGAAGUACGAUACAGAUGCCAACUAUCACCAAAUUAUUAAUGACAUAAGUGUGUGUUCAAGAUUGCUCAAGCGUAGUGUUGAAAUUUCAAUUUCUGCAAUUUCAAAGUUAAGUAACAGAUACUAUUACGCAUGGAGAAUCACCAAAGGUCAUACUUAUUUACUUAAAACAGUGAAUGAUGUGAAAUUUUAUGACGAGAACUAUUCCAAAGCUGGGAACUUGUGUUUCCCUAUUUAUACUCCUGACCAAAUUCAAUUGUUCAUCACUAUAAUGAAAAAAUCAGUUGAAAAAUUUGAUUAUGUGGAGGAAUUAGUACCAGAUUUCUGCCCUUGUUUAAGUUUGCCAGAAUCUAUAUUAGAGAUCAGGAGAAAAAUGGCUCCGGUUUCCACAUCAGAUUAUAAGGUCCCUGAUUUUGAUAAGGAUUUUGUUAACGAUGCUGAUAUAGAUCUGCUUUGGUUCCAAAUGAUAUCAAAGAAAUAUGAUAACAAUUUGAACCAGGAUCCAUAUGCCGCGGCCCUGCAGGAACCAAGUCAAUUUGCUAACUACAAUGGCAACUCCAAUGAACCAAUAGGAAAUUUUGGCAAUUCGACUUGGAUGAAUACUGGAGUAACGUCUAAUAAGAAUGAUACUUAUGUAAACACUAAUAAUGUUAAUGGCAGAGGAGAGAAUAGGAGCAAUAACGACAACAUAUUGAAUGGUAAUAAGGGAGCAUCAAAAACGACUGGUAAAAAUUAUGAUGUUCGUCAUGGUUUCGAUUUGGAAGAGAUGGCCAGAUUUGAUAUAUUUAAUGAUUUACCAUUUGAUCAAGUAUUCGCCAAGAACCCAUCAAACUAG